Messenger RNA from Aspergillus calidoustus, 1400 nucleotides. The record is from the annotation of a GenBank genome assembly. Lineage: Eukaryota; Fungi; Ascomycota; Eurotiomycetes; Eurotiales; Aspergillaceae.
AUGGGCCUCACAUUACCACAGCGCCUUGACUUGGACAGACUCUGCAAGGAGUAUAACAUCGUCUUUAUUGAUGAGCUCCCGCCUAAUAUACGCCCGGUUGAGCUUGGCCCCGUCUUCAACGCUAUUGACGAUAUCAAGCGUAUCACGUUCAUGUCAUAUCGAAACACGGGAAAUGGCCAAAGUCCCCUGGGUGCUGCUCUUAGGCAUGCAGAACUCAAGGCGCGAACCUACAACCUUGUGGAAGCCGCCCGAGACUGCGUGGCUAGGAUUGAGGAAACGUGGAGGCUUGAUUGUGAGCCUCUUGCGCUUCAACGGCUGAGGUCUGAUGCCACCUGUGUGGGCUGUCGACAAAGCGUACAGCGGCCUGAGAUUGAAGAGAUUUUGGCCAGUACAGCCUUCAUGGAUGAGAGGCUUCAGCGCCUUCAAGGAGAGGGUGAUCGGUGCUCUUGUCCUCCAUUCACACGGGCGAUUGACGCAAAUAGGAGAGCCGGCCCUCAGCGCAUAUUUAUAGGCCGAGCAUCCGAGCAAGUCAUUCAUGCCCCCUCGGUGGCAGAGCGGCUCCCCCGGAAAUCGCGUCCAGAUCGUGUUUAUGGACUCCGGCAAACGCCAGACCUCACACAGGCUUUCCUGGGUAACCCUCACAUGCAGAGUCUCUUCGCAAGUACGGCGCAUUCGCCCAUUGGCAAGCCGCUGCUGUUUCCAUUUCUCGUCGUCGAAGCCAAAGGGAGCAAGGCCAGCGACGACUGGCAGUCCAUCUGUCUGCAGACUGCAUUCCCCAUUUACACCUUUCUCAGCUUACAGCAGAACCUGAAAGCUGCAGUUCCGCAGCCAACCCGACUGACUUCUACCCCUCUGGUCUGGUUUAUCAUGAGUCGAGGCGAGGACUGGAGGGUGUAUUUGGCAUAUAAUACCACGACUUGUGGUGGGUCCCUACACGCGGAUGCCACGCACGUCGUUCGAGUGUGGACGGGCAGCAUCACAAACCUAGACAGCGCGCUGCAACUGCUUCUUAUCGUCGAAUACCUCACUGACUGGGCGCGAGACGUCUACCGGGCUGCUGUGCUCGCAGACGUAGAAAGCCUUGCCGCUCCUGGCAUCAAACCAGAACCCCGGGAAUCCACCAUGUCGCCGGAGCCCGCCUGACCAGUUUAAUAAUCAGCUCCGCUGCCCACGAGGAGGUUAUUAGGGCUAAGCGACAAUCCAGCCAUAGCAAUCCUACCAAGCAGUUUUUGGACUCGCUGUCUGCCAUAGCCCUCAUAUGGAGAUUUACAGAGACUCUUGGCUGGUUACCAGGAUCUGAAAAACUACUCAGAUUUAUUUUGGAAAGGGCUGAUGUUGCAUGACUGGCGUGUCACCCCAGAUAUAUUUUCUUUUCUCAUAUAUUCUUGCGAAUUUACCAC